Molecule: messenger RNA, 2593 nt
Organism: Strongylocentrotus purpuratus (purple sea urchin)
Lineage: Eukaryota; Metazoa; Echinodermata; Echinoidea; Camarodonta; Strongylocentrotidae
Product: neuronal acetylcholine receptor subunit alpha-10
Exons: 6
Coding region: 154-1368 (404 amino acids)
Biological process (GO): chemical synaptic transmission; monoatomic ion transmembrane transport; regulation of membrane potential
Cellular component (GO): neuron projection; synapse; postsynaptic membrane
Molecular function (GO): acetylcholine-gated monoatomic cation-selective channel activity; transmembrane signaling receptor activity
Source: RefSeq, a predicted model, not a curated record
ACCAGAAGGGUAGUGCGGACUCCUCAGAAGGAACUAUCUCGGGACCUACUCGAAAACUACGGUUCGGUUUCUCUGAGACCGGUCGCUAAUAUCUCUCAAUCCAUCCAAGUCUACUUCCGGAUACUCAUCGCUCAAGUCAUUAGUUUUAACGAGAUGGAACAACGAAUAACUAUCAAUGGAUGGAGAAAGUUGCAAUGGAGGGAUGAAUUCCUCGGAUGGGACAAAGAGACGUAUGACGGUAUUGAUUCACUGGAAGUAUCACCUGACAAAAUAUGGCUACCUGAUAUCAAACUCUACGAAAACAUUGACAAGGACUUCCAGAGCGAAGACGCCGUCAAUGCCCUCGUGACCAAUGACGGUAUGGUCACGUGGUACACCCCGAUGGUCAUCAGUAGUUCGUGUAAGAUCAACGUCCGCUACUUCCCGUUCGAUGUCCAGACCUGCACACUGACCUUUGGUUCCUGGGCUUAUACCAUCGACUCGCUCAACCUCAAUUAUUCUGAUGAUGCAACCCAGAACGUCUUUCUUAACAACGGCGUGUGGGACCUGCGCAAGAUCCACUUGGAACGCAUCACGGCCAAGUACGACUGCUGUCCAUUCCCUUACAGCUCUGUAAAGAUUGAUCUCUUCCUGGAACGUCGGUACGAGUUUUACCUCUUCAACAUGGUGGUGCCUUGCGUCAUGCUCUCCGCCAUUAACGCUUUGGUGUUCCUUGUUCCGCCGGAGUCCGGGGAAAAGAUCUCCUUCUCCGUGGCCAAUCUCCUGGCGUCCAUCCUGUUCCAGCAGCUGAUCGGGGAACUCAUGCCACCGCUUGGUGAUGAGAUUCCGCUACUUGGUAUGUUUUUCCUGUACAUGGUGGGAAUGAGCUGCGUGGCCCUGGGGGCAAGUGUCCUCAUACUGCGCAUGUUUCAUCGCCUGGGAGAAGAGCCUGUCCCGAGGUAUCUGAAACGCAUAUUCCUCCGUCGCGCCUCUGUCUCGCUUUCCUUCAAGCGCGCAAGCGUUGCAAUCAAGAAGACGCGCACCAACAGACUCAGCUCCAACGGAGACGACGGCUACAGGCGCGGCAGCAACCUCAGCUCGACCAUCAUCAAGGAAAACGCCAACGACACAAACUCCAAAAUGGCGGACGAGUCGUCCUACCCGCUGCAUCCGAAGAACGACGUGAACUCGACGUCGAAACUGAGCAUACACCGUCAAGGGUUCGGUGACGAUUACGAAAGCGAGUCUUCGACGUUGAAGCGGGAAGUUAUUCGGCAAGAAUGGAUGACAGUGGCUAGGAAACUGGAUAAAACUCUAGGAGCCCUGGUGGCUGGAUCAACGUUGCUUGUCAUCACUCUCAUCUUUAUCCUCUUUGUGUUCAGAGGAUGAUCUGUCACGUGACUGCAUGGUCACGUGACUGGAGAUCUAUUGAUAAACGAUGUAUGUUUAAAUAUGAUUGGACAUGUUUUCCUUCAAAUGAAUAGUAUCGUCUGGAGCCACAAGGGCUUUAGCUCAUAUACAUUGGCUCAUGCAUGCAGAGUUAACGUCCCUGUGAGUCCAAAACAGACGAUUGGUUGAAUUUCAUGUCAUUUAUCUAGAAAAAAUAUCUCAUUCAUUAUAAUAUAUCAUAAUAAAAUACAGUUGACCCUCUUUUGAAGGUCACAUAGGUAAAGUGACUUUUGAGGAUAGAUUGCCUUUACAGGCAGACAAGUUUAACCACAAAAUAUUCCCAAAAAAGAAAAACGGUGAGAUAAUAUAGGUGCAUUAUAAAUAGGAUGCUUAUUGGAGUCAAGUCACAAGUUUGACAAAUUUGACUGUACCAAUCGCAUUAACUAUAUAUGGUUGACAACAUUAGUGCAAUGCAUCUCUCUUGCCAUCUUUACUUCAGAGCGAUCGUAAAAAUUAUAUAUAGAUACAUAUACAGACACGGACGAAAUUAUUUUACCGAUGUAUAUUUCACUCGAAAGUGUCCAUACCAUUUCGAAUCAAUUUUGCAUCAUGGCUUAACACACAUUAUUAAUAUCAUGUGUAAGUAUUUUUUUCUUCUACGUUAUAGAUAUAAAUUAUUUAGAUUUGUGUGACUAUUUUUUUUUUUUUACAUGGAGAGACAGUAAUAGAUUAUUAUGAGUAUGUUUAUAAUGACAAAAAGUACUUUUCAUAAAUCUGUUUAGUCUUUUUUUAAUACAAAAAUAUAACAUAUGUGUAAAGUGAAAUAUCUAUAUAACUAUGUUAAUACUAUGCCUUGCUAAAUGAAAGCUUCUAGCUCAUUAUAUGCUAAUUAUCUCGUCGUUGAAUAUUUCAAGACGUGGCUAAUAAUCGGAUGAUUCGUUUCGAUACCUCAGCCACACCCACACAGGGGCACUGUUUCACGCAACUGUCACAAGUAUAAGUUCGCCCACAUCCUAGUAUUACUGCUAAUUUCGAAUUUCGGUGGAAUGUCGACGUACAACUUGCGCUUUACGGUUUCGUGAAACGCUACCCAGACCGGUUCUAGGACACCUACCCACUGGAGAUCCACCCCUGAAUAACCACCCCCGUCAACUACCCCUAGGACAACUACCCCCUAGGACAACUAUCCCUAGGGCAACCCCCCUGUAGGACGACUACCCCCUGG